GGAGGAAGGGGGUGAGGAUGAGUGAGGAAGGGAGUAGUCCAGGAGGGAGGGGGAAGAGGAGGUGAAAGUGUGAACAACUCGGCCCCUCCCGUUUCCUCUAGCCGCCCGCCGACCGGACCUCUGAGUCAGAACGGCACCAAGCAGCGGGACGAUCGCUUGAUCUCUGCCCGUCCGGACUCAAAACUCGGCUUCAACUUGCUUUUGGACCGACAUGCUCUCCGCGGGACUGUGCGUGCCUCUGCUGGCCGCGGCGUGCUGUGCGCUGUGGCCGGCCGCGGUCCGGGCAGCGUCCUGCGAGCCGGUUCGGAUCCCACUGUGCCGGUCCAUGCCCUGGAACAUGACCAAGAUGCCGAACCACCUCCACCACAGCACGCAGGACAACGCCGUGCUGGCCAUCGAGCAGUUUGAAGGGCUGCUGGGUACCGGCUGCAGUCCGGACUUGCUCUUCUUCCUGUGCGCCAUGUACGCUCCCAUCUGCACCAUCGACUUCCAGCACGAGCCCAUCAAGCCGUGCAAGGCAGUGUGUGAGCGCGCAAAGCAGGGCUGCGAGCCCGUCAUGAAGCGCUACAACCACAGCUGGCCCGACAGCCUGGCCUGCAGUGAGCUGCCACUCUACGACCGCGGUGUCUGCAUCUCGCCCGAGGCCAUCGUCAAGGCCGAGGGACCAGAUCCAUACUACCAGGACCCGGCCAGGUGUAACCCAGAAUCCAGUCCAGACUUUCCAAUGGACUCCAACAACCUUCACUGCAGAGGACCUGAUCGCUGCAGAUGUAAGACAGUCAAAAUGGGUUUGAAAACCUACCUGAAGAACAACUACAACUAUGUGAUCCGAGCCAGGGUGAGGGAGGUGAGGAAUCGCGGCAUGGAGCCCACAGCGGUGGUGGAGGUGAAGGAGGUGCUCAAGUCUUCCCUGGUCAACAUUCCCAGGGAGACGCUGACUCUGUACUACUCGUCUUCCUGCCUGUGCCCCCCUGUGACGGCCGGGGAGGAGUACCUAAUCAUGGGCUACGAAAACGAAGAGACGUCCAGGUUGCUCCUGAUUGACGGCUCCAUCGCUCAGAAAUGGAAGGACAAGAUGGGCAGGAAGGUCAAGAGGUGGGAUCAGAUUCUGCAAGGAAAAGCCAGAGCAGCUCAUCGCCGAAGUCGCCACUGAGAUGGGAUUGCGUGUGUGUGUGUGUGUGUGUGUGUGUGGGUGUGCGCGCGUGUGUGUGUGUGGGGGUGUGUAGAUAUUGCACUAUGACAAGCUGUUGUAGCUGAAUGUAGUUCAUCUCUUCAUGUCAAACAUUUAUCUUUGCACAAACAUCAUUUAGUGUGCGCUGAGCGUGUCUGUUGUCAGUAAAUGUGCAUGCGUGUGUGUGUGUGUCUCAGUGAGAGUGGACGGAGCUUCUGACCUGAGUGCGUCAUCCAUGCUGACUUUGCAGUUCUCCCACCAUAAAGGGAGGUUUUGUCACUUUUCACAGCAUAAGCAGUCAUCAGUGAGCUGCCCUGAUCCAAAAUACACAAACAGUCUGAUUAAACACUUUCAACAGCAUCAGCCCACAUGAUCUCAAGUGUAAAUAGCAUUAAUCCUUUUGUCUUCAGGAUACAGUUAACAUGUUUUCAUUGGUUAAACCAGGGGUCUACAAACUUUCUCCAGCAAGGGCUGCAUCCAGAAAAACUAAAUGAUGCGUAUUCCACUUGGAUACAUUUUGUACACCAAUCCAAUGUAGGUCAAUAUUUGUAAAGCUACAGCAGCUGAACAAAGCAUCCAUGUCUUAGCUUUGAGUUAUAGGUGACAAAGCAGAUUUGUUUAAGAUAUGUCAUUAAUAAGGAAUUCGUUUUAUAUUUACAAUAUGACAAGGGCCGUAAAAAUGGCCCACAGUUUUGGACACCCCUGGGUUAAACAAACAAAAACUGCUGAUGCUGCUCAUGACUUGGACAACACAGUAAUUCUCUUUAGCAGAUGAUGACAUAAUUUAAAUGUAGAGCUGGGGGGGAGAUACAUAAUAAAAAAGCUUUUUAUAAUGAA
This is a messenger RNA of Dunckerocampus dactyliophorus (ringed pipefish), 2008 nucleotides long. It is a transcript of the gene frzb, whose product is annotated as frizzled related protein. NCBI's taxonomy places the organism in Eukaryota, Metazoa, Chordata, Actinopteri, Syngnathiformes, Syngnathidae. Gene Ontology annotation, molecular function: Wnt-protein binding. Gene Ontology annotation, cellular component: cytoplasm. Bases 212 to 1153 code for a protein of 313 amino acids. The transcript has 8 exons. The record is from RefSeq and is a predicted model, not a curated record. Gene Ontology annotation, biological process: non-canonical Wnt signaling pathway; canonical Wnt signaling pathway.